AUGUUGAAGACACAUUUGACACCACAACGUCCGAAAUCGCGCGGGAGCCUUGAUAUUGUUCCAAUCUUUACUAGCGAAGAAACUCUGACAAAGAUCAUUUCUCGUUUUAAUGAUGAAGCUUCAAGGUCUAUAUCAUGCUCGUCCGAAGAAAAGAUCACAAACCUCGAAGAUCAAAUAAGUUCAGCAAAGAUUGGCGGCAUCUUAGUUUUUUCUACUCGACGUUUCGAUGAGAUAGUCAGUUCAUGUAAUCCCGAAACUUUCAUUGCCACAUCAAGUCCUUCAGAUCCGGCACUUCGAAACAAAAGGAGCGUCGAGUCAUGUCAAAAUCGCCCCUUGAUGUUCUCUUUGAAGUCCGAAUCUGGACCGUUGCCCAUUUGGGAUAUGGAAGCAUUACUUGCAGAGAUGGCCAAACAGCCAUCGAAACCAGGGAUAUCACUCAUAACGGCGGCUCUCAACCAACUCACGGUCCUCACAGCCUCAACACGACUUGUGGAGAUUCUCAAAGAACAAAUCUACACCGCGUUAUGGGAGGCUGCAUCUUUCCCCAACACACCCUCCUCUCCACCAGUAAUAGGUCAAGGUGCUUGCCUUCUGCCUUUGACGGAGGCGGCCUAUCCUCUGCUACUCGCCUUGAGGCGGUCGACCUGGUGGCUCGGUCAGGGCUUUGAACCUGGACAUUUCGCAGCUAUUCAUCAAAUGACAGAAGAAGCAGAAGCUCGCAAAUCAGCCAGAAAUCAGGUUUGGGAACAAUGGCUUGCACAGAAGAUGUUGGUUACAGGUCAAGUCAGAAAUAAUGGAGAACUAUGGAUCAACAAGUCGAAACCGAAUCAUCAUGAGCAUUGGAAAAGAGUAUAG
Messenger RNA from Melampsora larici-populina 98AG31, 855 nucleotides. RefSeq lists its product as uncharacterized. The coding region runs from base 1 to 855 and encodes 284 amino acids. The record is from RefSeq and is a predicted model, not a curated record. Lineage: Eukaryota; Fungi; Basidiomycota; Pucciniomycetes; Pucciniales; Melampsoraceae. The transcript has a single exon.